AUGAGUCAGAAAAAGGUGGCGAUCGGGGGCUUGUUGGUGCUCGCGUCAGUCGCUACGACGUGCGUUUUCGAGUCUGUAUUGGUGCGAACUGUCGAGAGCUUUGAAGAGGGGAGAUCCGUGGUGGUUUCGCUGUCUAAACCUGACUUUUCGCCGAGUACGGACGGUCAACUGAUUCUUUUCUCCGGCUUGAUCACUACUACAGCAUCGAUAGGUAAUAAUCAAUGGAACAAAGAGACCACAGACGAACUGGAACUCCGGCAGAGUCCAUUUGUAUUGGACACGACGUUUGGAAUUGCUGUGAAAGGUGUGAGACUCUAUCGCCAUGUAGAAAUGCUGCAAUGGGUCGAGACGUCGCACACCUCGAUGAGCAGUACACCUGAGGAUGAAGAUCGGCGGUUCGAUAACAAUCGGGAGAGGAUCUUUAUGUACGAGAUGAGAUGGAGGGAGAAGGUGAUUGAUAGUAUUGGGUUUCAUGAUCUUGGCUACACAAAUCCACCGUCUGAAGCUUGGACGUACAAGUCGCAUGUAGUCAAAGCGAGCGACCUUGUCGUGGGAGAUUUCAAGUUGCCUGACGAACUGAUUGAUCAGAUUCAACGUCGAGAUGUUUUGCACUUGGAUGCUACAAGUCGUCGAGUGAUGGCGAAUAUACUGGAUCAACGAAAAGGAACAGGAUGGGAACAAGGAAGUGCACUGUCGAAUAUCUCGGUUCAGGAAGAUUUUUUCUACUUUCGAGAUGGAAAGCCUGUUUUGGGUGAUCAACGUGUGCACUUUGAGGUGACACCCAACUAUCCAGUGACGGUGUGUGCUCAACAGAAAGGAAAAGACGUGGUGCCGUUCAAAAGCUCCACUGGUGAAGCGCUGUAUUUGUUGGAGGACGGAAUCAUGACUGCGAACGAACUUUUUGACAAGAAAACGCACGCAGAGGUUCGCAAAAAUCGGUUCUUCAGGCUGUUCGCGGGUGUGCUGGGCUUUAUAAGCUUCUUAGUAUUGCGCAGCCCGAUCCUCGAGCGCGUCGGAUCGUUUCUAGCUGGCAGUCAGCAGCAUCUACUGGCAAGCAGCAUGAGUGUUGCGCUCACAUUUACGGUCGUUGGAGUCAAUUGGAUUCUGUACAGACCAUUGUGGGCUCUUAUAUUUUGGCUUGGUGGCUGGAUGCCCCUAAUCUGUCUUGUCUUCUUUGCUCAAGCCAAUCAACAGCUGAAAAGUCAAUAA
Messenger RNA from Peronospora farinosa, 1209 nucleotides. The record is from the annotation of a GenBank genome assembly. NCBI's taxonomy places the organism in Eukaryota, Oomycota, Peronosporomycetes, Peronosporales, Peronosporaceae.